Molecule: messenger RNA, 693 nt
Organism: Colletotrichum truncatum
Lineage: Eukaryota; Fungi; Ascomycota; Sordariomycetes; Glomerellales; Glomerellaceae
Cellular component (GO): nucleus
Source: RefSeq, a predicted model, not a curated record
AUGCAGAGGCGGAUGGGAUUUUCAUCUGGUGGGGCACAGACCGACAGACAGAGAGAGGCAUCCCAAUUUCGUUUUCAACCCAGUGUCUCACUCAAGGGAAUUUUCUCUACUCCUAUCACAUCCUUUUUCGUGUCAAAUAUCGUCUUCAAAAUGCCCACAACGUUACAAAAGGCGCGCAAGCAUAUUGCGAAGAAGCGAAAUGGCCAUGUCGAAGCUCUGCAUGAGUUCUCCCGAGACUCAAAGCGCCUGCACAAGGCGUCGGUGAGAGACCAAAAGCUGGAGAAGCUUGCUGCUGCCAGAGGCAAGAAGGAGCAGCCUAUGAUUGACCGUGCCUCUUAUUUUCAGAAGGCUGUUCAAGAGAAGGGUUCCGUUCCUCUCGAGCUGGCCACUAUUCAGGAGCUUAUCCACAAGUUCGUGCACCAGUAUGAUGAGGAGUACGCUGAGGUCAAAAAGACCCGCCGCCCUGGUCGUCCUGCGAGCGCCAAGGAGGACUUGCUGAAGAUGAAGAUUGCUACCCUCGAAGAGGAGUACAAGAUUGGUUUCUUCUUGCCGGAUCUCACAAAUGAAUCCAACGUCAACCUUCUUGACCGCUGGGAGGGUUCUUGGUCCUUCCUCCCCUCUGUCGCUUGGGUGAGGAUAACGAGUGAUGGCAACAUCAAGAAGUCCAGCUUCCCUCCCAAGGGUAGCUCAUAA